AUGGGAGAGUACUCAAAAGCACUUUCAUUUUAUGAAAAAGCACGUGAAAUCCAAGAAAAAACUCUUCCUGCUAAUCAUCCGUCGUUGGCUACUUCCUACAACAACCUCGGUUUUCUGUAUGAGAACAUGAAAGAAUAUUCAAAAGCACUCUCAUAUUUUGAACGUGCUCUUGACAUUCUCAAAGUUUCAUUACCACCCAAUCAUCCUCAUCUGGAAAGUGUGAAAGAAAGUAUUGAAAUGGUAAAAAAGGAACUAUAA
Molecule: messenger RNA, 258 nt
Organism: Adineta steineri
Lineage: Eukaryota; Metazoa; Rotifera; Eurotatoria; Adinetida; Adinetidae
Source: the annotation of a GenBank genome assembly